Dentiscutata heterogama is the source of this 558-nucleotide messenger RNA. The record is from the annotation of a GenBank genome assembly. NCBI's taxonomy places the organism in Eukaryota, Fungi, Glomeromycota, Glomeromycetes, Diversisporales, Gigasporaceae.
AUGUAUGAGAGAUGUCUCUACGCUGAGUACAUGAAGCGUAAUCUUGCAAAAGAUAAAGAAAGAGAUGUUAGAAAUAAUGCUAAAGUACUUGAAAAGCUACUUCUUGAUGAUGAUGAUUUGCUAGGAAUCCAGGAGUUGGUUGAAUUGUUAGGUCCAUUUGCACAUGUUACAACUAUAGUAGAUGGAGACUAUUACCCUACUCUUUCAAUGAUGUUAUCAUUAGUUAGAAUUUUGCAAGAACACUUAUAUCAAAAAGAAGAAACUUUCACACACCCAAUUAUUCGUGAUAUAUGUGAUGAAAUUGAGCUGUCAUUUGGUGAAUGUUGGGAAGAACCUGGGCCAGAAGGAUAUGUUGUAGCUAUGUUGGAUCCAAGAUUUAAAGACUUAGGUUUUGAGCUGGCAAAAUUUGAAUCAACAAAAAAUGAAUUAAAAUGCAGAAUGAUAAAAUAUAUAGAAAAUAAUAAUUAUUCUUUACCUAACAAUAAUUUAUCUACUUCCCUAUUAAGCUCACUAUUUGAAGAAACUACCCACCAGUUAAUGAAAUUUCAAAAUUUUUAA